Tarenaya hassleriana is the source of this 1514-nucleotide messenger RNA. Its product is annotated as syntaxin-43. Lineage: Eukaryota; Viridiplantae; Streptophyta; Magnoliopsida; Brassicales; Cleomaceae. Gene Ontology annotation, cellular component: SNARE complex; endomembrane system; membrane. Gene Ontology annotation, molecular function: SNARE binding; SNAP receptor activity. The record is from RefSeq and is a predicted model, not a curated record. The transcript has 8 exons. Gene Ontology annotation, biological process: vesicle-mediated transport; intracellular protein transport; vesicle fusion. The coding region runs from base 301 to 1293 and encodes 330 amino acids.
UUUUCUUACAAGCUUUUUAAGAUUUAAUUGAUUCAAUUUAAAUUUUGUGGAAAACCAGUGCAAAAUCUUAGUUCGUACGGAGUAGUUGCAUUGUUUCCCGUUGAAGGAUUUCGAUCUCGCCGGCGAUCGGUCGGCUUCCGAUCGCUCUGAUCGCUGCGAAUAUCCUCCGGCCUCUUGGUCAAUGAUGAAACAACGAUCGCGUCCAGAUCUGUAGCUGCCGGAUCCGUAGUCGAAGCUUAUAUCUUGUUCUUCUCAAUUUGGAUGCAAGAUUGAGACUUCUAGGGUUUCUGUUCGGUUAUCAUGGCGAUGAGGAACCGUACGCUGCUGUUCAGGAAGUACAGGGAUUCUCUGAGGAGCGUCCGUACGCCGGUGGGGUCGUUUUCGUCGUCGACAGCGACGGAGAAAUCGUUGACGGGAAAGCGAUCCGGUGUAGGUCCCGUGAUCGAGAUGGCGAGUACAUCUCUGCUGAAUCCGAAUCGCUCCUAUGCUCCUGUUAGUACCGAAGAUCCUGGGAAUUCCAGCAGAGGUGCACUCACAGUGGGCUUACCGCCAGCAUGGGUUGAUGUCUCUGAGGAGAUUUCCGUAAACAUACAGCGUGCAAGGACAAAAAUGGUGGAGUUGGGGAAGGCUCAUGCCAAGGCAUUGAUGCCUUCUUUUGGGGACGGUAAAGAAGAUCAACAUAAAAUUGAGUCUUUGACACAAGAGUUAACUAAUCUUUUGAGGAAAUCGGAGAAGCAGCUACAGAGGCUUUCUGCAGCUGGACCUUCUGAAGAUUCAAAUGUCAGAAAAAACGUGCAGCGAUCUCUUGCUACCGAUCUUCAAAAUCUUUCUAUGGAGUUCCGAAAGAAACAGUCUACAUAUUUGAAACGCUUGAGACAACAAAAGGAGGAUGGGGUGGAUUUAGAGAUGAAUCUGAACGGAAGCAGAUCGAGAGCAGAAGAUUAUGACUUUGACGAUAUGUUAUUUAACGAGCAUCAAAUGGCGAAGAUAAAAAAGAGUGAGGAAUUCUCAGUAGAGAGGGAGAAAGAGAUCCAACAGGUUGUAGAAUCAGUUAAUGAGCUUGCCCAGAUAAUGAAGGAUCUUUCUAUACUGGUGAUAGACCAGGGCACGAUAGUUGACCGGAUAGAUCAUAACAUCCAAAAUGUCGCUAGCACAGUUGAGGACGGCCUCAAACAGCUCGAAAAGGCAGAACGUACACAGAAACAAGGAGGGAUGGUGAUGUGCGCAACUGUGCUUGUCAUCCUCUGCUCCAUCAUGUUGGUUCUCUUAAUCAUCAAGGAGAUAUUAUUCUGAUCGAACAACUUAUCAUUUGUGGGCUUAGACGCCUUUCCAGCGAUUAUUUCACACGUGAAGAGAAUUGUUCAUCACCCUGUACUCGCAGAAGGCAGAAGUUUUCGACACAAUGCUCCGGUUUCAUCAAUAAAAGAAAAGUAUGGUCCAUCAUUCUUUGAUUCUUUAUACCCAAAAGCUGCACUUUUUUCAUUUUGUUUCCUUCUCUUGUCUGUAUUGAGGAC